AUGAAGACUGUAAUUUCCACUGCUUUUGCACGCGUUGGUGAGCUUGCUUGUCAGCAGGAUUCAUUCCUGCGUGAGAUAACCGCUCGUGUCGUAUCCUGCGAGGCUGCCGCUGUGAACAGAAACAAUAGUGGUGCCUCCGGUAAAAAGAGCAAAAGUAGCGGUACACAAGUGGAGCUGCCGCAAAGCUACGACGUGAUACUCACCGACUCUGUUCUGUUUCCCGACGGUGGUGGGCAACCGUGCGACCAUGGUGUUCUUAUCCGGCGAGAAACAAACGAGGAACUGCCGGUCCGUGUGGUUCAGCGGCGAGGUGAUUCGUGUGUGAUGAAUUUGCCGUGCAUGCUCAAAGUCGGUGAGGACGUCCAACUCCGGGUUGACUGGGACCGCCGUCUCGACCACAUGCAGCACCACUCCGCGCAGCAUUUGUUGACUGCUGUCGUUGAAGACCCCAGUUUCUGUGGUUUGCCAACAGUGUCGUGGGCGCUAACGCAGCCAUACUGUCAUAUCGUUCUUCCAACAGGAAAAAGGAUUGAGCCUGAGAUGUUGCAGCGAAUCGAAGAGCACUGCAAUCGUGUCAUUGCGCGGGCGGUUCCUGUACGGUGCAGAGUAUACAGCAGCAAAGAGGAGUAUGAAAACGACUUGCAGAGGGAGCCGGAGAAAAAUGACGACGGAGGAAGGCUGCGCGGCUCGCGACCCAUUCCUCCAGAUGUUGCGGGGCCCAUUCGUAUAAUUGAUAUGGAGGGUAUUGACUGUUGCACUUGUUGUGGCACUCACGUCACCAACUUGGCGCAGUUGCAAGUAUUGAAGCUCCUACACCAAGAAACCAAAGGAGAUACACUGAAACUGUUCUUCAUUGCAGGUGAACGCGUGAGGCGUUUCUUCGGCGACAUGUAUGGUCGCGAGAGGGAGCUAAUGAAAGAAAUGGGUGGCAUACGGCCUGAAGAUUUCGUUUCGGCAGCCAUUCGAAAGGGAAAAGACUUCGUGGAGCUGGAGAAACGAUUGAAGCACAUGACUCAAGAGCUUAUGAAACUGCGGAGCGAGAAACUUAUCGCAGAGGCAAAACAGUUGUCAGAAAACGGGAAGGGUGACAGUGCCAGUCACAGGCCUCCUGUUGUCGUUUACCGUCGCGAUGAUGUUGACGCAGAUUUCUUCAGCGGACUUCGGGAUGAACUGCGACAAGCGUGUCCCAACUGUGUCGGUGUCUUUGCUUGGGCAAUGGCUCCUCUAACCGCAGCCAAAACGGGGCAAUUUAUGAUUGUUGGCCCAACUGAAAGUGUAGAGGUUUUGGCGCCGGUUGUGUGUGCAGCUCUCGAGGGUAAGGGAGGCAUGUCGAAGUUUGGCUACCGUGGAAAGGGAAGCCUUUGCGCUUGGGAAGAUCUCGUGAAGGAGUUGACUUCCAAGGGGUAA
Messenger RNA from Trypanosoma brucei brucei TREU927, 1407 nucleotides. RefSeq lists its product as hypothetical. Gene Ontology annotation, molecular function: Ser-tRNA(Ala) deacylase activity; ATP binding; nucleic acid binding. The transcript has a single exon. The record is from RefSeq and is a predicted model, not a curated record. Gene Ontology annotation, biological process: alanyl-tRNA aminoacylation; regulation of translational fidelity. NCBI's taxonomy places the organism in Eukaryota, Euglenozoa, Kinetoplastea, Trypanosomatida, Trypanosomatidae. Bases 1 to 1407 code for a protein of 468 amino acids.